UCGAGGCCUCGAUUCUAGUUCUUUAGUAAGUUUCAUGCGCUCGGUUUCUUCUCAUUUGAUCUGCGAUGACUCGGAGCUGGUUGCUGGGCUGCAUUGGCUUUCUGUUAUGGCUCCUCUCCUGCAGGGCGGAGAAGGAGAAUCUCAGACUGAAAGAAGAUCUACAGCCGCGCAUUAUUAAUGGGAGCGUGGCUAGAGUAGAUGAGGCGCGUCACCUGGUCUCCAUUCGCCUUCUUCAGCAUGACAACAACUUUGGCAAUGGCCACAUCUGUGGUGGGGCCCUGAUCGCACCUCGAAAAGUCCUGACUGCAGCUCACUGUCUGUACAACAACCAGAGGAAGCGCUUUCGGCGGGCCAGCGAGUUCGUCGUCGUUUUGGGCACGCUGAACCGCUUCGAACGGCGCAAUGGGACCAUCGUAUCCCCAGUGAGCUCUAUGGCUUACAUGCACACAUUCAGUCCAGAUAGCAUGCGUGACGACGUGGGGAUUCUCUUCCUACGCAAUGGGCUGCCGCUGACUUCUGGCGUGGUCCACCUCACCGUAGCCCCUAUCCAGCUAGCGGGUCAGGUCACACCGCCUGGAAGGGUGUGCCAGGUUGCUGGCUGGGGACGCACGGAGCAGAGUUCUCUAUCUAAUAUCCUCUUAACGGCCAAUGUGAGCACCAUUCGGCACCAGACCUGCCGUAUGAUUUACAGAUCUGGCCUGCUGCCUGGAAUGAUGUGCGCAGGACGGUUGCAGGGUGGUACCGACUCCUGUCAAGGUGACUCUGGUGGUCCACUGGUGCACGACGGGCGCCUGGUGGGUGUCGUCUCCUGGGGUUAUGGGUGCGCAGAGCCUGGAUUGCCAGGCGUUUACGUUGACGUGGAGUACUAUCGCCAGUGGAUAGAGGCACGCAGUGGAGCCCAAUACUGUGGGAUGACUUCCAAGCUGCUCCUGCUCCUACUAACCUUAUGCUCUGUGCUAGUGGCUAAAGCUGUCUGACUUUAGGAUUACCUUGUAAUGCUGUAGACUUUAACUGAAUAUUUAUGAGUACUCCUUUUAUGCGUAGGACCUAAGUUGAAAAAAUGAAAUAUGUCUUAAAACCGUA
This is a messenger RNA of Drosophila eugracilis, 1083 nucleotides long. RefSeq names its product trypsin alpha-3. Bases 66 to 977 code for a protein of 303 amino acids. The record is from RefSeq and is a predicted model, not a curated record. Lineage: Eukaryota; Metazoa; Arthropoda; Insecta; Diptera; Drosophilidae. Gene Ontology annotation, molecular function: serine-type endopeptidase activity. The transcript is spliced from 3 exons. Gene Ontology annotation, biological process: proteolysis.